This is a messenger RNA of Megalobrama amblycephala (Wuchang bream), 1278 nucleotides long. Its product is annotated as centromere protein P. Gene Ontology annotation, cellular component: chromosome, centromeric region; nucleus. The coding region runs from base 164 to 868 and encodes 234 amino acids. Gene Ontology annotation, biological process: CENP-A containing chromatin assembly. The transcript has 8 exons. The record is from RefSeq and is a predicted model, not a curated record. Lineage: Eukaryota; Metazoa; Chordata; Actinopteri; Cypriniformes; Xenocyprididae.
UAGAUGAAUAUGAAAAUGUUUUAGGCUGUUUUUUUGGACAUGGUUCACCCCUGCAGUCUCAUUUGGUAUGAUCCGCUUUGACGCGGGAUAUAGUUGAAUCCGUCAGAAUCAUAAAGUCGGACUGUUUACCUUCAGAAACACAUUAAAUAUAUUGAGGAAGAUCAUGGAGCAGAAAUAUGAGGACGAGAUCCAGAUGCUCCAUCAGGAAAUUGAAAUGCUGGAGGCUGAACAGGAGGAGGUUUUACGGUCCAUUUUCAUACAGCAUGGAGAUCGACUACAAGAGGAACUAAAGUCAGUCUGUGAGGAAAAGGGAGGUGGAGGAGCACAUAAACACGCUCUUUCAAAACUCAACACAGAAAUCAGAGAGCUGGAAAAAGACCUCAGACGACAGACGGAAAUCAACGAGAUUGCUCUCAAUGAGUGUUUUGUGAAGACGCUACACAAAAGUGAAAGAAAACUUGUUCAGCAGCUCAGACUUGCAGGUCACUGCAGUGUACUGUUGUUCCAGGUUGAAUUUGCUGUGACUGAGAUUCAGGAGGGUGAUGCUCUUCUCAGGAGAGUUACAGAGCUCAAUAUUGUUGUGGAUGGUGUUGAAUUUAAAGAUUUCUCUGCAUUUGUGUCCAGAGUUGAGGACACAAAAGAUCUUCUCUUGUUCUUCAGGACCUUGAGGACGUUCUCUGAGAGAUGUGAGGAGAGGCGUCAAACAUUUCAGCACUUUCAGAGACUGCAGGCAUGUGAAACUGUUGGGGUACUGGCCGAGGAUGACAGGAUUUCCAUCCAUACGGAUCUCGUUCAUGUUGGGACGGAUGUAAAGACUUGUUCUACUUUAUUACCUGAAGGUGAAGUGUCCGGACAGUCUCUGGAAUGAAAGGAACGGCCUCCAGUUCAUUAUGAGCAAGAUACAGAUGUGUCAGUUUGUUCAAUUUCUGUAAGCAAAGAAGAUCAAAAGUUUUUGGUCAGUACUGGAGUGCAAAAUGUUAAAACAUUAACAAACAUGACUGUUUUUGUCUUACUCAAAGUAAUUUGGUUGGGUUUUUUUCUGGGAAUGAGUUUAGCCCUUUAAAAAAGACUUCAGAAUAUUGUAUGUCGCUUGGUAGUUUGGAACAAUGUUGAACAUGUAUUUGAAAUAGGCCUAUUAAAAAUUCUUGGCUCGUUACCUUGAAAGCAUUUGCCUUGAUUCCUUUGGUCCUGAGUUUGUUGUGAUUAGCAUUGAAGGAGAUUAAUUUUGUUGGUAGCAUUGGUAGCUUGACCAGCUGGUUUUCGGCUAGCGAGAGUUCC